Coccomyxa subellipsoidea C-169 is the source of this 871-nucleotide messenger RNA. RefSeq lists its product as hypothetical. Lineage: Eukaryota; Viridiplantae; Chlorophyta; Trebouxiophyceae; Coccomyxaceae. The transcript is spliced from 5 exons. The coding region runs from base 48 to 515 and encodes 155 amino acids. Gene Ontology annotation, cellular component: thylakoid; chloroplast thylakoid membrane. The record is from RefSeq and is a predicted model, not a curated record.
ACCCAAUUGACAUCCUUUGUGCAAUUUUCGGCAAAUUUUCUUGCACGAUGGCAGCUUCCACUCUGUCCGUUCGCAGCUCGAUCUGCCGUGCGCAGCGUGUCGCGCCUGUCGCGAAGGCAGCGGGGCCACGCGCGCCCUUUCUGGGUCGCCCUCAGCGCCUGCCUGUGCGUCAGGCGGAGAGGAGUGUGCCCAGCACCGUUGUCCGAGCUGAGACAAACAAAACAGAUGUGGAUGUGGACGCCAUUGUGAAGGAUCUGCAGGACAAGUGGGACGGUGUGGAGAACAAGAGCACAGUUGCCAUCUACGCUGGUGGCGCUGUCGUCCUCCUUUGGCUGUCUUCCACCAUUGUCUCAGCAGUCAACGGUGUCCCUCUGUUGCCCAAGCUCUUGGAGCUGGUCGGCCUUGGCUACACCGCCUGGUUCGUCUACCGCUACCUGCUCUUCAAGUCAAGCCGUGAGGAGCUCUUGGAGGACAUUGAGGAGCUGAAGAAGAAGGUCACUGGCACCUUGGACUGAGGUCUCACCGCAACGUGGAGGGAGCAGGCAUGUAAGAGGGAAGCAAAUAAGCAGACCGGACAUGCCAUAUCAUUGAAGGAUAGUGACGACGUUAUCAGUAUGCGGCGGGUCUGUCUGGACUCUAUGAGCGUGGGGAAUGCCGGCCCCAGUACUGUUUGAGCAUGAGUGUUUUAUGUUUUCGUCUUGUGAACGUCGCAUUUUUGACUGCAGCCACAUUUACAUCUGACAUUUGGGAGAGGGCAUGCUUGUCCAGUCGACAGCACAAAAGUCUAUGCUGCGAACAGAUUCACUUGUUGAUAUCAUUGUGACGAGAUAGAUGACGAUCCACGAAGCUGGUGUAACUGGUGACUGUAGAG